Molecule: messenger RNA, 1476 nt
Organism: Mauremys mutica (yellowpond turtle)
Lineage: Eukaryota; Metazoa; Chordata; Testudines; Geoemydidae
Gene: GABRB1
Product: gamma-aminobutyric acid type A receptor subunit beta1
Exons: 11
Coding region: 1-1476 (491 amino acids)
Biological process (GO): regulation of membrane potential; nervous system process; monoatomic ion transmembrane transport
Cellular component (GO): GABA-A receptor complex; neuron projection; membrane
Molecular function (GO): extracellular ligand-gated monoatomic ion channel activity; neurotransmitter receptor activity; GABA-A receptor activity
Source: RefSeq, a predicted model, not a curated record
AUGUGGACAGUUCACAGUCGAGAGUAUUUUGGGAUUCUCUCGUUCCCGGUGAUGAUAGCCAUGGUCUGCUGUGCGCAAAGCGUUAAUGAGCCUAGCAACAUGUCAUACGUGAAAGAGACAGUGGACAGAUUGCUCCAUGGAUACGACAUUCGCUUGAGGCCAGACUUUGGAGGUGCUCCUGUUGACGUCGGGAUGAGGAUAGACAUUGCCAAUAUAGACAUGGUCUCAGAGGUCAACAUGGACUACACGCUCACAAUGUAUUUCCAGCAGUCCUGGAGGGACAAAAGGCUGUCUUACUCUGGAAUACCUUUGAACCUAACUUUGGACAAUAGAGUAGCUGACCAGCUCUGGGUGCCAGACACAUACUUCCAAAAUGACAAGAAGUCAUAUGUUCAUGGGGUUACAGUGAAAAAUCGAAUGAUUCGACUACAUCCUGAUGGAACAGUCCUUUAUGGCCUACGGAUUACAACUACAGCUGCUUGCAUGAUGGAUCUACGCAGAUACCCUCUGGAUGAACAAAACUGCACACUAGAAAUUGAAAGUUAUGGAUACACCACUGAUGAUAUUGAGUUUUACUGGAAUGGAGGGGAAUCUGCAGUAACAGGAGUUAAUAAUAUUGAGCUCCCACAGUUCUCAAUUGUUGAUUACAAGAUGGUAUCAAAAAAAGUGGAAUUUACAACAGGGGCAUAUCCUCGAUUAUCACUUAGUUUUCGGCUUAAACGAAAUAUUGGUUACUUCAUUUUGCAAACCUACAUGCCUUCCACGUUGAUCACAAUUCUAUCGUGGGUAUCUUUUUGGAUCAACUAUGAUGCCUCUGCUGCAAGAGUUGCCCUAGGAAUCACAACUGUGUUGACCAUGACCACAAUCAGCACUCAUCUCAGGGAGACACUGCCAAAGAUUCCCUAUGUAAAGGCAAUAGAUAUUUACCUAAUGGGAUGCUUUGUGUUUGUAUUUCUGGCCUUGCUGGAAUAUGCCUUUGUAAACUACAUAUUCUUUGGGAAAGGCCCUCACCGUCAAAAAAAGGCAGCUGAGAAGGCUACUGAUGAGAAGGGCAAACCAGAGAUGAAUAAAGAUAGAACCAUAUUGGGUUGUUCCUAUAGAUGUCCGGGUACCCUUUACAAGCCAUCAGUUGAUGCCCAUGGAAACAUUCUUCUUACGACUCUGGAAUUACGAAAUGAGAUCAGCGGCUCAGAAGUGUUCACAGGUAUCAGUGACCCAAGAGCCACCAUGUAUUCAUAUGACAGUGCCAGCAUCCAGUAUAGAAGACCCAUCUCAAGCAGAGAACUCUACAGCAGAAGCACUUUGGACAGGCAUAUGGUUCAUAAAAAGGGGAACUUACGGAGAAGGGCAUCACAGCUCAGAGUCAAAAUCCCAGAUCUGACAGAUGUUAAUUCUAUAGACAAAUGGUCAAGGAUGGUCUUUCCUAUCACAUUCAUUAUUUUCAAUGUAGUUUAUUGGCUUUACUAUAUCCACUAA